AUGACUUAUAGCUGCUACAAUGCGCUUUCGCGGCUCGACAUGCGCGUGCAUGUCUCGAUUCCCGGCACCGUCAAGAGCUACUUUGUCGACGAGCGCGGCGAGCAGAAAAAGGCGACCGACGACUUGUGGCUCGAGACGUACCUCUGCAGCGUGCUGCGCGCAUACUCCUACGCUGAUGACGGCAGCGGCGAAACGAUACGUAAGAUCAUGGGCGUGCGGCGUUUCAACCCUGUCACGAGUACCGAGACCGAGCACCGCUUCCUAAGCAGUGCCGAGCAGCUUUUCUUCCGAGGUUGGCAACUCGGCUCCGACUCAACCGUCCAAGUUCCCACCGCCGUCUCGAACCACCUUGUCAGCGGGCUCCUCAAAUACUUCGAGACAACCGGCCGUUACGCGUCCGGUAUCAACCUAUUCCAGAAACUGCAGACACAGAAUGUGGAGGUCGCCUCGCUCCUUGCAAAGGUGCUCUUCAUGGGCAACGAGGAGGUUGAGGGCGUGCGCGUCCUCUACGAGGCGCUCAAGCUGGAGCCAAUGGACCAUGUUAUGCUCGAUACACAAGCUGACUUCCUGCUGCGGAAAGCGCGCUCAGCUGCCAGCCCCGAGCAGAAAGAGGCCCGCUUGCGCAUGGCACUGGGCUGCGCCGAUCGUGGCACCAUUGCGGCACCGAGCGAGUUCGACACCUGGGCCCGCCUGGCCGAAGUAUACGUUGCCCAAGAAGACUGGGAGAAUGCGCUGACGACGCUCAACUCGUGCCCCAUGUUCACGUACCAAGAUAAGGACGCGCCGAUGAUGCCGGAGCCCAAGGACGUCACCCUGCCCAUUCUUCCCGAGACACGCCUCGACGAGAUCGACACGGAGAUGGAGCAACGGUUCAACGAGCAGGUCGAUCCCAGCCUGCUGAACCUGCGCGCAUCGGCCUACCGCGGCACGUUCAAGAAGGCGUACAAGAUUCUCACAGAAAUGACGGCCAAGAUCGGCUGGGACCAGCUACUGAAGAUCCGCAGCAACGUGUUUGUCAUGGAGGACGAGUACCGCACCGAGCGCAGGGAAGGCCCGCCGUCUGUGGCGUCGUAUCCGACAAAGUCGGGCAACGAAGCCAAUGGCAACAAUGCGAGCACAGACGCCCUUCGCGGCACGCCCGAUCGCCAGCCAAACGGCGACCAUCCGGACGACGACGACUCCAAAGCAAGCGAUGCGUCGGAAGACGAUGAGUCCAAGAUUGACGAUAGCGAAGAGACCAAGGCCGAGGAGGCCGGAGCCGAGGGCGUUGAUGGUCCCACCAUUGAGAAGCCGACAACGGCCGCCGACGCCGGUGACGGCAAGCCCGACGAGAAUGGUUCCACGGUCCCGACCGAAGAGCAGCUUUCGCGCCUCAACAACAAGCGGCUAUGCGAGCGCUGGCUCGAUAGCCUGUUCAUGGUCCUGUACGAGGACCUGCGUGUCUACACCAUCUGGCGGACCCAGAUGGCCCAGUACCGCGCCCAGUCUAUGCAGUACAAGAAGUCUGGCGAGGAGUGGGAGAUCCUCGGCAACUUGGCCGAGCGCCUGCAGCACGAGGACGAGGCGGUCGAGGCCUACCGUGCGUGUCUCGCCCAGCGCUUCAGCCCGCGUGCCCUGGCCGGCAUCCUGCGCGCCCUCAAGAAGACGCGCGGUGCCACGCCGGAGACGGUCGCUGCCAUCAUCCGACUCGUCACGUGGCAGUACCGGUGGUACUCGGGCUUCUCGCCGGAGUUGCUGCAGACGGUGCGGACGCUGAUUGAGGAAGAGGGCGGCGUCAAGGUGGGCAGCUUGAUCCAGGCAACCAACCUGCCGCAGCAUGUGCUGGACCUGACGCACCACUAUGCCGCCCUGUGUGCUACCUUCCACAGCUCCGGCACGGACGGCUAG
Molecule: messenger RNA, 1887 nt
Organism: Sporothrix schenckii 1099-18
Lineage: Eukaryota; Fungi; Ascomycota; Sordariomycetes; Ophiostomatales; Ophiostomataceae
Product: clathrin-coated vesicle protein (Bud7)
Exons: 3
Coding region: 1-1887 (628 amino acids)
Biological process (GO): Golgi to plasma membrane transport
Cellular component (GO): exomer complex
Molecular function (GO): protein binding
Source: RefSeq, a predicted model, not a curated record